AUGGCAAGCUACACGAACGGCGAAAGCAACAACGGCGAGACCAAGGGCAUUCAGCCCAAGAUCACUCUCUACACCAACCACCUUUGUCCCUACGCCCACCGCGCCCACAUCACACUCGAAGAGCUGGGUCUGGACUUUGAAGAAGUCAUUAUUGACCUGGACAAGCCUCGCGAGCAAUGGUAUCUGGACAUCAANCCCCGUGGCCUCGUGCCUACGAUCAAGUACACCGUCCCCGGCCUCUACGAUGAGGAGAUCAUCACCGAGUCGAGCAUUGUCGCACAGUUCCUCGCAGACGCCCGUCCUUCGCACUUGCUGCCCGGCAGCUUGCACGACCCCUUUGCACCGCUUUUUAGAGCCAGAUUGGCUUUCUUCGUCGACACAUGGAACACAAAGGUUCAGGGCAACCUUUAUCCUCUGAUGAAGGCCGAGGGUGAAGAGAAGGAGAAGUUGGCCAAGGAGACCAUUGCUGCUAUCGAGAAGGAGAUUGAGCCUCUUUUGGCAAAUGCUGCUCCUUUCUUUGGCGGCAAGGACAAGCCCACGCUUGCCGAGGCCAUCAUUGCGCCUUUCCUGAUCCGCUUCUUUGCUUUCUCCAAGGACGGCAACCUUCUCCCUUCUUCGCUGAAGAAGUCCAUCGAGGCUUUGCCCAAUACUGGCAAGUGGGCCAAGGCUGUUGUCGAGCUUCCGAGUGCUCUGACUAUCUGGAACGAGGAGGAUGUUAUCAAGAGAACAUCGGCUCGUAUAGCUAAGAUGAAGGAGGCUGCUAAGUAA
Molecule: messenger RNA, 768 nt
Organism: Aureobasidium uvarum
Lineage: Eukaryota; Fungi; Ascomycota; Dothideomycetes; Dothideales; Saccotheciaceae
Source: the annotation of a GenBank genome assembly